Messenger RNA from Morchella sextelata, 894 nucleotides. RefSeq lists its product as uncharacterized. The record is from RefSeq and is a predicted model, not a curated record. NCBI's taxonomy places the organism in Eukaryota, Fungi, Ascomycota, Pezizomycetes, Pezizales, Morchellaceae. The transcript is spliced from 2 exons. Bases 1 to 894 code for a protein of 297 amino acids.
AUGGCACUAUUCGCAACAACCACUACAACAGAUAUCUGGGCCAGCUGUGGAACCGAUGUCAAUCCAACGCCAUGUCCGGUUUCAACCUCAUCUUCAGGGAGUUCGACCCCCCUAUCCACAACAAUCGAGUCCUCGACCGCAACCACAGAGCCCACGCUCCCUCCCGCGCCCCAUCCCAUGACCAGCUCCGUCGGCUAUAUUCUUAUAGGUGUCGCAAUCCCCACCGUUAUAAUCAUAAUAGGGGCCUGCAUAUUCUACUGGAGACGGCGACGCCGUGCUGCUGCUGCCGCCGCCGCCGCCGCCGCCGCCCCGCCAUUGGAGCCUCCUUUCCCAAUCGAAAAGAAUGAGUCGGAUGCCGAGAAGGGGUAUGGAGAUGUGCGAUUAGACACGGCGGUUUCGGAAUUGGACCCAGGACCGGGAGGAAUGGGGAAAGUGUUCAUUGCUGAGCUUGAUGGGUCAUCGAUGGUGGGGUGUAUGGAAUUAGACUCGAGCCCGGUUAUGUCUAUGAGUCCAGGUGCGGGGAUAAAAAGUAACUUGUUUGUUUCGGGUGCUGGUUUCAACGCGAGCAUGAGAAACAGUCAGUUCUCUGCGGUUUCGGGUGUGAGAGCGGGUGCGGAAACAACUUCGAGCAUGAGGGGUAACGGAUUUGCGGGUGCUGGUGCGGGUACUGGUGCGAGUGCAGGUUCGAAUACGGGUUUUGGUGUUGGCGCGGGUGUAGCCACGGGCGUAAACAAUAACGCGUUUAUUGCGGAACUCGAGGCUCCUCUAGAUGCCAGUGAGGUAGAUAAGAAGAGACUGGAGUUGGAAGGAAAUGACGCGCCGCAGAUUACAGAGGUCGAGAUUCCUAGCUCCAUCCUGUUUACGGUCAAGAAGGGGUCAUCCGGGGAAAAUUAG